AUGAGAAAAAGAAAUAUGUUUGAAAAAAUCGACGGAGGAGAUAUUAAAGCUUAUCAAGAAAAGGAUAUCUAUGGUCCACAAAUCAAAGACAAAGAUGGGGAGCUGCUUGACCAACACGAUAGUUUUUACAUCACUACAAAGAGCCUGCUGGUUCUCUUUCAGAUCAUGGGCGUCAUGCCGAUAAUGAGAGUGCAUAGACAGACACAAACAACUAAACGUACAACAUACAACUGGAUUUCCAAAGCAACGUUGUGGGCUUAUCUUGUUUGGAGUCUUGAGAGUAUUAUCGUGGUAAAAGUCGGCAGCGAGCGUCUAGCGAACUUUCAACAGAACUCCAACAAGCGUUUCGACGAGGUUAUCUACAAUAUAAUAUUUCUCAGCAUUCUCAUCCCACACUUCUUGUUACCUAUCGCCUCCUGGCGACACGGGUCUGAGGUUGCUAUAUUUAAAAACAUGUGGACGCAUUACCAGUUGAAAUACCUUAAAAUUACUGGCACACCAAUCGUAUUUCCAAAUCUAUAUUCGCUUACAUGGGGUCUGUGUAUAUUUUCGUGGGCUCUCAGUUUCGCUGUUAUUCUCUCGCAAAAUUAUUUGCAAGAUGACUUUGAACUUUGGCACUCUUUUGCAUAUUAUCACAUCAUUGCCAUGCUAGACGGCUUCUGUUCAUUGUGGUAUAUUAACUGCAAUGCAUUUGGAACGGCAUCUAAAGGAUUAGCGAAAAACCUUCAUAAAGCUUUGGAAGCUGAACAUCCAGCUUUGAAAUUAGCACAGUUUCGCCAUCUUUGGGUUGACUUGUCGCAUAUGAUGCAACAAUUGGGUAGAGCAUACUCAAAUAUGUACGGUAUAUAUUGCAUGGUAAUAUUUUUCACUACAACAAUUUCCUUGUAUGGCUCCCUCUCCGAGAUACUGGAGCAUGGUUUAAGCUACAAAGAAAUGGGAUUAUUUGUGAUAGUGGGCUAUUGUAUGACCCUACUUUUCAUCAUUUGUAAUGAAGCUUAUCACGCUACGAGGAAGGUCGGUCUAGAAUUUCAAAUGCGUCUUUUGAAUGUUAAUCUGGGCGCUAUCGAUCGCAGCACGCAGCGUGAGGUUGAGAUGUUUCUAGUUGCUAUCGCCAAGAAUCCGCCCAUCAUGAACCUUGAUGGAUUUACUAACAUUAACAGAGAAUUGUUUACUGCGAACAUAUCAUUCAUGUCUACAUACCUCAUAGUCCUUAUGCAGUUCAAGUUGACACUUCUGAGACAUGGUACGAAAGUGGUCAAGAAAAUCGUGAGCACAAUAUUCAAUACGUCCACUACUUUGGCUCCGGAUGAUGAGGAAUAUGACGAAUAA
Messenger RNA from Vanessa tameamea, 1329 nucleotides. It is a transcript of the gene Gr21a, whose product is annotated as gustatory and odorant receptor 22-like. Lineage: Eukaryota; Metazoa; Arthropoda; Insecta; Lepidoptera; Nymphalidae. The record is from RefSeq and is a predicted model, not a curated record. The transcript has 9 exons. Gene Ontology annotation, cellular component: dendrite; axon; membrane. Gene Ontology annotation, biological process: sensory perception of taste; male courtship behavior; chemosensory behavior. Gene Ontology annotation, molecular function: olfactory receptor activity. Bases 1 to 1329 code for a protein of 442 amino acids.